Messenger RNA from Tetrahymena thermophila SB210, 1878 nucleotides. Its product is annotated as Mg2+-specific channel-like exchanger, putative. The record is from RefSeq and is a predicted model, not a curated record. Lineage: Eukaryota; Ciliophora; Oligohymenophorea; Hymenostomatida; Tetrahymenidae. Gene Ontology annotation, molecular function: calcium channel activity; calcium, potassium:sodium antiporter activity. Gene Ontology annotation, biological process: intracellular calcium ion homeostasis; calcium ion transmembrane transport. Gene Ontology annotation, cellular component: membrane. The transcript is spliced from 6 exons.
AUGAAUUCUACAGAAGCAAUAAAUGAAUUUAUAAACAAUAAUUUGAGAAGUGAUUACUCAUACCAUAGCAGAAUACUUUCAAGUCAUAGUAACGAGGCAUUCACAAGCGGAGGAUAAGUAGCAGGAGGAAUAGUUGGUACUAUAUAUGUAUUCGCUUUUAUCUACUACCUUUCUGUGAAGUUUUUUAAUCAUAUCAUAGAAGAUAUAGUUUAUUUAGUGAAUUAUAAAGAAGAAGAAGAUAAGGAAAUAUAUAGACCUCUAGUUUAUUGUGUCUUGAAUUCAAUACCUGUUUUAGCUUUUGCUAUGUGUUGUGUUAUCAGAACUGAUUAUGAUUCUGGAAUAAUGUUAAUAUUCAGUACUGAUAUGAUAAAUAUAUUCCUAAUUUAUGGCUUAAUUCUUAUUUUAGUUAUUUUACCUGUUAAGAAAGAAGGUAGUGAUAUUGAUGGAUGGUAACUUCUACGUGAUUCUAUUUGGUAUUGUGUUGGUUUAUCUCUGUUUAUUAUAUUUUUAUUCGAAAACCUUGUAACUUGGUGGGCUGGUUUAGUAAUGAUAUGCUACUAUUUCAGUCAUAUAAUCCUUUAAUCAUACAAUGAGACUAUUAGAGAAGAAAUGUUCUUAUUAGUUGGUCUUAAGCACGAAGACGAUUUAUUCAAUGCUGAUGAAUAAGCUAGGUAAAAGAAAAGAAGAAUAUCAAUUACAGAACUUUCAUAUAAAAAUUGUGUUGAUAAGACAGAUGAAGAACUUUAAAAGAAAAUUAGAAGAAUGGAUGCUUUGAUUCGUGUCAAAUAUAAAGAUUAAUAGAAGAAAAAAGAUGUAUACACAAAGUGGUAAGUUGCUGUUUACACAGUUAUUUUUGCAAUCCGUAAUAAACACAAAGAUGAAAAAAAUUAAAGAAGCAUCAAUUAUGCAAAAUUAUUUGCUCCUGUUAAAAAUUGUUCUUUGCCUUCUGAUCAAUAGUCUUAGUAAGAAUUUGAAUAAAAAUAAAUUUAGAAUGAAGUAAAUGAAGAAGAUGUAUUAAUUCGUAAGGAAGGAGGAGGUGAUAUAGAAGAUUAAGCUGAGUCAAAAAAACCUAACUCAGAAAGAAAAAUUAAGAAUGAUGAUGCUGAGUCAGAAAAUAUGGAUAAUUUUAGUAACAAAUUUGGAAAUGGCUACUAAUAGCAAUUAAAAGAUAACUAAUCAGAAAAAGAUGUAAAGCCAAAUUUGAUGAUGAAUGAAGACCCAUAAAUGAUUUAAAUGAUGGAUAAUUAAUAUGAUGAUGUAUUUGGUUAAUAAGAAAAGUUCCAAGUUAGCUUAGCGUUUCCUUCUCAUCCUUUCGACAUAUUCUGCUACAUAAUUUUCUUCCCAAUCCAUUUAAUAAUAUAUCUGUUACCAAAUUACCACUUAAAUCCCUCUCACAGAAAACUAGCUGGUAGCUUCUUGGUAAAUAUGGUUAUUAUAUGUGCUUUGAUGGUAUGUCUCUAAUACUUAAUUGAUAAUAUUGCUGGAUAUCUGUUCUAUUCUCAUAAUUCAGUUUUAAGUAUUUCUGUUACAGGAUUAUUUUUGCAACUCCCUUUCUUCAUAUAUAAUUACUAAUUUGCUAAAAAGGAAAAAGAUCCAGUAGACUUUUUGUUAACCUUUUUACAGUUAGGAAUAUUUAAAUUAGGUAUCGUAUUAGGCAUAGUUUGCAUUGUUAGCUCAAUUGCUAAUGUAAGUUCUAAUGUAAAUGUAGUUUUUCAUUAAUAUUUCAAAGUCAUAUUACUGAUAAUGAUUGGAAUAGUAAUUGGAAAUAUUAUUGUUCUUAAUGCAAAUUCCCUUAAAGCAAAUAAAAAUGUUAGUAGAUACCUUGUAGUGGGGUAUGCUAUAUUUUUUAUAUCAUCUAUAAUUCUUUUAGCAGUUUGA